AUGCCCAAGGACAACAGCAAGCCCAUCAACGUCGCCGGAUCCAAGCGUCCCAAGGCAGACAAGGCCCCGAAGGAGGAGCGCGACGUCAAGGUGGCGGUUGACCAGCCCCUCGAGCCCCUCGAGCCGACCGACUACGCUUCGGCGCUCAGGCGCCAGGACGAGCUUCUCGCGCAGGUCCAGCAGCUCGCCGAGCUGCAGCACGAAGCCAGCCUUCAAUUGAAGGAGGCUACGAAGCAGACCAAGAAGUUCAAGGCCGAGGUGAACCGCAAGGCGCGCGAGGAAGCCCCCCGUGAGAUCGACCCCGACAUGUUGGUCGGUACGAAGCUGUUUUCGAACGGGUACAAGUGGGUCGACAUCGAGGAGGACGACCGCCGCGUUGAGGAGAUGAACACGCCUGUCACCCGCGGCACGAGGAGCGGGCGCUCGUUCCACCCCUAG
Messenger RNA from Vanrija pseudolonga, 438 nucleotides. RefSeq lists its product as uncharacterized. The record is from RefSeq and is a predicted model, not a curated record. The coding region runs from base 1 to 438 and encodes 145 amino acids. NCBI's taxonomy places the organism in Eukaryota, Fungi, Basidiomycota, Tremellomycetes, Trichosporonales, Trichosporonaceae. The transcript has 2 exons.